Molecule: messenger RNA, 9864 nt
Organism: Anolis sagrei ordinatus
Lineage: Eukaryota; Metazoa; Chordata; Lepidosauria; Squamata; Anolidae
Gene: PHF21A
Product: PHD finger protein 21A
Biological process (GO): negative regulation of transcription by RNA polymerase II
Cellular component (GO): histone deacetylase complex
Molecular function (GO): chromatin binding
Source: RefSeq, a predicted model, not a curated record
CAAGCCAAAGCGGCGGAGGGAUCCCGGCGUGCGGGUGCUGCGGCCGGGGCCGGGUGAAUGGGAUUGAAGAAGAGUUCAGCUUCUCGGCUUGUUUUUGUGUCACAGUUUCUCUCCUCCUGCGCCUCUUGGGCUCCGGCCUUCCCUCCCUGCCCGUCCCCUCUUCCCCGCUGCAGGAGGAGGCCCCCGGGGAGAGGGGAAGGAAAAGCACCCCUCAGAGGAGAGAGAAGAGGAGGAAAGCAGCCUCAGCAAGAGCAGGAGCAGGAGGAGGAGGAGGAGGAGGAAAAGGGAGCAACCAGCCAACCAACCAUCUUCCACUCCCAGCUUAGAUUAAAGAAAGUGAGAGGAGGAGGAGGAGGAGGAGAGAAGAGGAGGAGGCCCGAAGCAGAAGCAGCAGCAGCAGCCGCACCACCUUCUUCUCCUUCUCCUCCUUAUGAAGAAGAGGACUACUUCUUCCCCUCACAGAGAGAGAGAGAGAGAGAGAGAGGUCCUGCCAAGAGGACAUCAGCAGCAUCACCAGCAGGGUCUAGAGAGCUGAAGAAAAUACUUGUUUCCUAAAAGUGCUGUUGUUGAAAGAAGAGAAGAUUUCCUUUGCUCUGAAGCAAGUGUCUGAAGGUGGUGGCGAUUUAGUAACCUGGAUAGUUUAAGAAAGUGGAGAAGUUAGAGAAUGGAGUUGCAGACUCUACAGGAGGCUCUGAAAGUGGAAAUUCAGGUUCACCAGAAACUGGUUGCCCAAAUGAAGCAAGAUCCACAGAAUGCUGAUUUGAAGAAGCAGCUUCAUGAACUUCAAGCCAAAAUCACAGCUUUGAGUGAGAAACAGAAAAGAGUGGUUGAACAGCUACGGAAGAAUUUGAUGGUAAAGCAGGAACAGCCAGACAGCAAGUUUCAAAUACAGCCAUUGGCACAGUCAGAAAAUAAAAUACAGACGCCACAGCCACUACAGCAGCAGCAGCAACAGACCACUGCACCCUCUCCAAACUUGCUUGGAUCACAGAAGACUGUAACUACAGCUUCUAUGAUCACCACUAAGACACUACCUCUUGUACUGAAAGCAGCAACAGCAACCAUGCCUGCCUCUGUUGUGGGUCAAAGACCUACAAUUGCCAUGGUGACUGCCAUCAAUAGCAGCCAGAAAACUGUCCUUAGCACUGAUGCACAGAACACGCCAGUCAACCUCCAGACCACAAAUAAAGUCGCUGGUCCAGGAACAGAGGCAGUCCAAAUAGUGGCAAAAAAUACAGUCACAUUGCAGGUUCAAGCUACGCCUCCUCAGCCCAUCAAAGUGCCACAGUUCAUCCCUCCUCCUAGACUCACACCUCGUCCAAAUUUCCUUCCACAGGUUCGACCCAAGCCAGUUGCCCAAAACAACAUCCCUAUAGCCCCAGCCCCACCACCUCCGAUGCUUGCUGCUCCUCAACUUCUUCAAAGGCCUGUGAUGCUGACAACAAAAUUCACACCCACCUCCUUACCCUCCUCACAGAAUUCUAUACACCCGGUCCGUGUUGUCAACGGGCAAACAGCAACCAUAGCCAAAACGUUUCCAAUGGCACAACUCACCAGCAUUGUUAUAGCAGCCCCGGGUACCAGGCUUGCUGGACCUCAGACUCUACAGAUCAGUAAACCAAAUGUUGAAAAACAGACUAUCAAGCCCCAAGCAGAAACAGAAGAAAAGCCAACAGAGAUUCACACAGUUAUGCCUCCUGCACCACUGAAGCCAAAACGAGAAGAAAACCCACAGAAACUUGCCUUUAUGGUAUCUCUUGGAUUAGUUACACAUGACCAUCUAGAAGAAAUACAAAGCAAGAGACAAGAGAGGAAACGAAGAACAACAGCAAAUCCAGUGUACAGUGGAGCAGUUUUUGAGCCCGAGCGCAAGAAGAGUGCAGUCACAUAUCUGAACAGCACAAUGCAUCCUGGUACACGUAAACGAGGUCGUCCACCUAAAUACAACACGGUGCUGGGGUUUGGGGCUCUGACCCCCACAUCCCCUCUGUCCAGUCAUCCUGACUCCCCUGAAAAUGAAAAGACAGAGACCACAUUUACUUUCCCCGCAACUGUUCAGCCUGUGUCUUUGCCCAGUCCCAGCUCCACAGACGGUGAUAUCCAUGAAGAUUUCUGCAGUGUUUGCAGGAAAAGUGGCCAGUUGCUGAUGUGUGACACAUGCUCACGCGUAUAUCACUUGGACUGUUUGGAUCCUCCUCUGAAAACGAUUCCCAAGGGCAUGUGGAUCUGUCCCAAAUGUCAAGACCAGAUGCUAAAGAAAGAAGAAGCAAUUCCAUGGCCAGGGACUUUAGCAAUUGUGCAUUCAUACAUUGCAUACAAAACUGCAAAAGAAGAAGAAAAACAGAAAUUGCUGAAAUGGAGUUCAGAUUUAAAACAAGAAAGGGAACAGCUAGAACAGAAAGUCAAACAGCUCAGCAACUCUAUAACAAAAUGUAUGGAGAUGAAGAACACCAUCCUGGCAAGACAGAAAGAAAUGCACAGUUCGUUGGAGAAGGUAAAACAGUUAAUCCGCCUCAUCCAGGGCAUCAGUCUUUCAAAGCCCAUGAACUCGGAGGCCAGCUCACUAGCCAUUUCCAAUGGCAUGGACACAACCAAUAAUGCGAAUACCGCUGCCGCCUCCAACCCAGCCUCCUCCCCCAACCAGAGCUGCAUGGUGAACUGUAACAACGGGAGUGAGACUAAAUAACAGAGCACAGGAAGAAGGAGCUGGGGGAGACGGCAGCAGCAGCAAGGAGGAAGAGCGAACCAAUGAAACUCUCUUGAACAGCGCAGCCAGAUUUCUUCUGGAAAGUGCAGAACUCUUGGGUUCCAGAACGAACGUGAAGAUGCUUGUGCCAGGCGGCACCAGAGUUGCCAAUGGAUCCUUCUUAUUCUGUGUGUACAUGCAAAGUUUGGACCAUGUUACAUGAAUAGUGCCAGCUGGAGGUUCUUAGCCAGCACCAUGCCAAGUUAAAUAAUAUAUUUACUCUCUCUAUAUUUUACACCAGUGUGUGCCUGCAGCAGCCUCCACAGCCACUAUAGGUUUGUUUUAUUUUUAUUUGGGGGUGGGGAGCAGGGAGGAGGAGCAGGUUUCAAAUCUUAUCUGCAGACCAGUUUGAUUAGUUAGAGGAAAUUCAAAGUCCAAAGAGCCUGUGGGCUUUUCCUGUUUCUAAAUUCUCUAUACUUAACUAAACCAAAAAUCCAGAAAUAUAAAUUAACACAUCCUAGUGUCAGAAGGGGUGGGGUAGGGGGGAACAAAGCCUAUCUAAUAAACAGUAUUUACUAUUUUUUUCUUUUGGCAGAAAGUAAAAAAAAAAUGAAUGAGGGAGGGACUUUUCACUACAUAUCUAGCAGGAUACAGAAAGCUGUUACUAAACUGGGGUUAUUUUCUGGGUUACCUCCGCCCCUCCUGUCUUCAAAUUGACAAAUAUAUUGUUGAUUAUGUCCCCAGGCUGAUCCCAGGUAGUUUUUCCUAAGGAGAAUAGAGAGGGAGCGGGGACUGAUACAAUCAGCCUGAAUUUUUGAGAAGCGGGUCAAGACUGGAAAUUCCAACAUUCUUCUUUCUCUUUUAUUCAUACAUUUGUCAAGCAAAACCAACAUCCCAAACAGUACAGCACAUGUCCCAAAUGUAUUGCCCAAAUAGUUAAAAUGCCUGUUUCAUUUCUUACCUUUCUCUUUUGGUUACAAAUGUAAGGAAUAGAAAAACUCUUUUUCAGGCUGACAGUCCAAUUAAAGAGGUAGAUGGGACCUUGCAUGGUAUAGAUUAGAAGUAAUAGUGUCAGUGAGAUACAGUGAGUCUUUGUGAGUCCGUGUGUCAUCGUUUUGGGCACUGUUUUUUAUGCAAGGGCAAAAUCUUUGUAUCUGGGGGAAAAAACAACUUUUUUAAAUUAAAAAGAAAAAAAAGAUAUUGAGGUCUUCCUAGUGUUACUUAAAAUAAGAUCAAGGUAAGAAACAUUGUAAAAAAUUACAAAAGUGCUAUUUGUUUCCUAAACAAGUGAUUUCUAUUAAAAAGGUGUCAGAACUGGAGAAAAUGCUGUCUACUUAGACUUUUUUAACAGAUUUUGCUUAUGGUUUUAACCAUUCUGCUGUUCUCCUGUUUGAAAACUUCUUGGUAUGUGUUUCUGGAAAUUGUCAUAUCGAACCUGUAUGAAAGCUACAAACCUUUUUUAAGCUGGGGGGCCACUGUUUUGAUUUCCUUCUUUCUUAUCUUGUGUGCUUAAAGCACAGAGAAAAACAUCAUCAGCAUUAUUAACUCCUUUUAUUCUAUAGCAAUACAAUGCCAAAAAGUAAUGAGCAAAUGGGCCUGAAGGAGUUGAGAUUUGCUUCUGGGUAGCACAGCUUGUCUAUCUUCUGCUGCAAAUAGUCAUAGUUGUUUCCAUACUGUAAAAUUCUGACAGUGGGCAUCCCAUGGGUGUGAAGUAGUCAGUUUAUGUAUUUGAAUAUAGCCAGUCAACAUUUUCAAAUUACUCCAAUUGGUGAUAGCUGUAGUAAACCAUGGCAGAGUUGACUUCAGCCUCAUCAAACCAUGCAUAAGUAGAUCUCUUCAUUGAGCCCCUCUAGGGAUGGUAAUUGCAUGCUUUCAUUGGUCUAUGUUUAAGAACUAUGCAUUUAUAAGCACUUUAGUUGUAUACUCAUUUGAACUUUCUUCAUACCACAUCUGUAUUAUCAAGCCAGUUGUUUUACUUUCUCUUUACAACCAUUUUUGUCUUGACAGGGAUUUCUCAAGCUCCAAGAUUUAUUUGGUUUUGUUUACUAUUUUUGAAGUUCUAUAUAUCUGGUAUCUUAUUUCAUGCUAUCAGUGAAAUGUAAGAAUGAUUCUUGUUUAACAGCUCUGGAAGUCAAGUCUUACCAUAAAUUGUUGAUAUUCUGUAGUGAAGCUGUGUGUCUUAAGAACCAGGUAGCAUUAGUUAAGUAGAACCAGAAGGUAGCCUGAACACUGCUGUGUUUUUCCUCAUCACAGCAGCACACAGAGAAAAAUAAGGGCUCAGAACAUACUGUCACCUAUCAAGUCAGAUGCAGCCCACUAAAUGUGAAAGAAUACAGGUGCUGCUGCCUGGCAGGGAAUGUUAAAAGCCAUGUGGGGUGGCAAGCAUUGGGUUUGAUGAGUCAUAAGAUGUGGAGGCCUACAUCAAGGUCCCCUUAAGGGCAAGGGGGUAAAACACAUAAGAUCUCACACUUUGGACCAUAAGUAAUGGCCAUCCUUCAAUUACAGAAAGAAACUACUUGUACUCUGGAGAAUGAAUCAUUUGUAUUGCUCACAGAGGGAGGGAGGUUAAUGGAAUUUCUCGAUACCAACCAUUCCAGUGAGCCAUCCCUUCUUUCCCUGUAUCAUGGUGUUCCUUUCUCUCGCAGGAGCAGUUUCAUUCAGGAUGGCCCAAGUGUUUGUGAAUCCAGGGAAUGGGCCUUAUGACCUCUUAGAGCUUAUUAAAUUGACCUGGCUGCAAAACUUUACCUGGAGUUUAUAUUAAGAAAAGUAAUAUAAUCUUAUUGGUUUCAUUCUCCCUUCCAAAUAAAAAGGGCUGAGGUGUACUAGGGAUACAGUUUGUUGAGGCACUUUCUCACGUGCUGAAAAACCAGCUUUGGAAUCUUUCCUUAUCAUCUGAGGCAAUUUCUCUCCUUUGCCUUUGGCCUCCUGUGUCUAGUAGCGUCAGUAAUAAAACUCUGCCUGUAGAGUGCAGCAGCCAUCCAGCAUGUUAGAAUGUGAAAUAGUUAAGGCAAGCAUGGCUGUAUAAUGCCCAACCUAAUAUUUUACAAUUUUUUCAAUAAUUGUUGCAACCUCUCUAUAUUCAUUUGUCCGUGCUUCUGUUGAGGAAUCCUUCUUGGCAAGAGGUAAGGGGAAAUGGUAAGAAGGGGGACAACCAGUGGAUAGCCUAAUCCCAUUUGUCUUGGUUUCAUAUAGAGGGAAAUUUUUGCUGGAUUUGAUUUAUGGUAUGCAGGGCAAAGGAAAGAAUAAAUGCAGUCAGUUCUUUUAUACUCUAGAGGUGGAUACAUACAUUGUUUGUUGACUAGGAAAGCCCGAGUGUAUAAAACACUGUAGUUGGCAUCUGGGUUUCUAUUUUUUCACCUUGAGAGUUGUACUCAAAAUGUAAAGGAGCUACAGAGCAUUUGUGAAUAAGAGUAAUAAGAUAAAAUUUGCCCUGUUCAAUAAUGGAUUGUCAUUGCAGAUGAUUUUCUUAGUUAGAAUCACCCGUGCCUCACUAAGUGCAGAAUAGUAUUUGCAAAAUUACUGGGUUCAUUCGUCAGUGGAGGAACCUGCCAGAGAAAUACCUUUAGUGCUGUGAAACAUCGAUGCUUUGUGCUUCAGGGUUGAAUCUUGUUGGCUAGUUGCUUUUACUCGGUCACUUUGUCAUUGUCGUUUCUUACUCCUCUUGAUGUUUUGUAUUGACUUCUGUACGAGAUUGAAGUCCCAUAUAUACAGGUUGCUGGGGAUGUGAAUCUUGGACCGGGUUGCACAUAUUUUACCAUGUGACAAGCAGCUUUAAUUUAAUGCUCCCCAAUGUAAAGACUGAAAAAUGCAUUGGGUGAACUUGUGUGGACCACUAGAUUUUCUCAGCACUCAGUUGUGAAAGUGUAGUGAGCAUUAGUUUAUUAUGUGCUGGCAAGUUGGCUUCAACUCAUGGCAAAAACGAAUUGAAUGGCCUUCAAGGGACACAGUUAUAAACAGCCCUGCUUAGGUCUUUCCAACUCAGGACCAUGGUUAUUUAGAUUGAGUUGAUCCACCUGCUUUCAAUUUUGCCAAAUACGAUCAUGUCAUGAGUGAUGUUAUCAUCUGUCAAAGUAUGGUGUAUAGAGAGAAUUCAGACUUGUUCUUGGAUUCAUUUAUUGGCUUCUGGGCUCUCGAUGGUAUCCAUACAUUGCUCCAGCACCACAUUUCAAAUGAAUUUCCUGUCCCCUUUCUUCAGUGUCUGGCUUUUUCCCACAUACAUAGAAACUGAAAAUACUAUAGCAUGGAUGAGCUUGAUUUUGGUUUUUAGUGAUAUUUCUUUGUUUUUAAGCAUCUUAUCAGUUCCCCCAUUGUUGCCCUUCCACGUUGUAAUCUUCUGAUUUCUUGACUAUAAUCAGAAGUGAGCCAAGAAUAUAGAAAAUCUUUAGCAAUAUCUUUAUCUCAAUCGUCCACCUUAAAAUCACAUGUUUGGUGGUCGUUUGUGUUUUCUUAAUAUGCAGCUGCAACACCUGCAUGUGCACUUUCUCCCUUAAUGUUCCAAAUCAUUGCUAUUCCUUGCAAGUAGUGCCGUGUCCUCUGAAAAUUUCUCACCUUUCUCGUUUUUUACAUCUCUUCCCUUACGAGUCUAGUGCUACUUUCUAUAUGAUAUGUGAUGCAUAUCAAUUAAACCAACAGGGUGCACCAUUGUCUGACUUCCUUGCCAAGUGGAAGCCAUUCUGUUUUCUAUAUUUUUGUCCUAUUGGUGGCCUCUUUUCCAGUUUAGUGGCAAUAAAAAUCCUUUAAGCAUUGCCAAUAUGUUAUAUUUUAGAAAGAUGCAUAUUAUGUGUUAGAAAGUUGUGGGUAUACAAGGGCCAGCUCUGUGGUGCCUACAGAUAAAUGCCAACAUCCUCUCCACUUUUAGCCCAGCACGGUAUAUCCUACAUUUACAUUUUCUGUUUUUAUUCUGCUUCUUAGAAAAUGUAAACCAGCUCUUUUUGCCGCCUUAGAAAGGGGCUGGGCAAUUUUUUAGUAUUUGACAACCAUUUUGUCCUCCUCUAGAACUUAAGUAUGUCAUCCUUUUCUGGUACUUUUAUGCAACGUAGCUUGCGGUUUUUCUGCAAAUCUCCUAAAUGACUCUUUUAAGGUAAAAAGGCCCCCCUUUAAACAAGAAGUGACUGUUUAUUAUUUGGGGGAGCAAAAAUAAAGUAGGGUUGGUGGUAAUGGAGUACUACACUAUGACCCGCAUGCAACCCUUGACAUUCCUAUAACUACCUUAUUCAUUCUUUCUUUGUUCAAGUUUAUGUUUUAAUAUAUGCCCUAUAUCAAUCUAAAGACUUGGGUUUGAAAAUCAUGUUCCUCCACCACAGUUACUUGCUUAACUCUCCACAGCAAAACUAGACCACAAAUAUAUAAGUAUAAGAAGAGACUCUCCUUCUUCAGUCAGGAUUAAGGUAUGCACAAAAUCUAGCUUUUAUUUUCCUAAGGUUUCUACCAAAAAACCCCCAAAACUAUGUGGGUAAAUCCCCGGGCUCUGCAAGUAAGGUUGCAAGUGAAAUACUAGGACAUGGAAUUGGAAGGGGUGUGCUAUGGUCUUACAGAUAUUUUGGGACUGAAACUCUGUCUCCCCAACCACUGGUGACACCUGGUCAGAAUCAGAGACCAGCAUCUGGAGGAUCACAGAUGCUGAUUCGCCAUUCCUGACCAUAACAUAACUGCAUCUCUACUUCCUGCCCUGUUUACCUACUUGCAGAAGAUUAAUGGAAAGUUUUUUAAGUUUCUGUUCUGUUAUGCAGGUGCUGGAAUAAUUAUUUGUGUUACCAAGAAUGGACUAGAGCGCAUUUCCCAGGCUGAGACUGGCAGUUUGUGCCUCUUGGCUACAGUUGUUUGCUUUCCUAUAAAUUCCCCAGGGACUAGCAGUUGACGGCUUGCGGCCACACUCCAUAGUCACCACUUCAAUUAGCACUAACAUAUACAGCGAACAUGGCACUUUAACUGCUGCUUUGUGCAUCAAUCUUGGUAGCAUUUGCAAAUGGUUGUAUUUUAAUUACUAUUACACCCCUACUUCAAUGACUGUUUUGGGAACAAGACUAGCACUGACACCAACAUUUAUCAUUUCAGCCAUCCCUAGCCUCUCUUUGAAAUUUAGAUGGAAGACCCUUACAUCGUGCUGAUCCUUCCUUAUACAAUAGUAAGAUCCAUAUCAUUGUUCCACUCCGUUCAACUGGUUUACACUAUACCUACAUAUCACAUCAACUGAAGGAGCCUAGUUCCAAGAAAUGUCCUCCCGCAAGGAUCAAACUCAGUUUUCUAGUUACUGCUGGUUUUUGUCCCACGGUUUAGAUUGAAAGAAGCAAGAGUUGGUUGAGUUUAACCCUUUACAUAACACACCACAAAUGCUACUUUAUAUUAUGAACAACAAGCUAGUGGGAAUCAAUCAAGAUUAAGAAUUCACCAUCAUAGGUAUUAUUACAUUUGGAAACGUAUCAGUUUGAUCAUAAAAUGACCUAUCAAAUGCUGAAUACUCUUCAUGCCUCACUCAUGCUGUCAAGUGCAAACUACAGUGUGUUUUCGAUGUUAUAUUCAUUUGUCACCUAUUUUGUAGUUCCAUUCCAUUUUGCAGCAGCAGCAGAAACUGCUGUGGAUGACUUAGUAACUACCCAUUCUGUGUUUAACAGCAGGUGUCAUUCAUAAUAGUAAAAUUGGACUCCUCAGAGUAAAUUGGGCAUGUGUAAAGACUAUUGCCCAAACAAUCUCACCGCCUUUGUUUUUUGGGGCAAACGUGUAUUGAUGUACUGAGUCACAGACCCACGCCCGCCCUCAACUCUUCCUCUCCUGAUGUUUGUAUUAGACAAAGUCAACUACAGUUAGUUACACUGUCUCUGCAUCCUGAAUUCUGUAUAAUUUGAAAAGCCUUCUUUAAAUGAAUUGGGUAUAACAUGACUUCCACAGAUGGACAUCCUGUGAAUGGUAUGUGGAUGCAUGUCUUUGAACAUUUGGCUAGGCAGGAUAUUUUUUUGUUGUUGUUAAAGGUUUUUUUUUAAAUAAUAGCCUGGUGCUCAUAGUGAUUUUUCAGUCUCUUUGCUGCCUUCUUUCUGUAGCCUUCCAGUCCCUUGUGGGUUUGGUACAUUGUGUUUAGAUUUAGUCUAUUAAAGUGGGGAGAAAAAAAGGGGGUGGGGACACCACAAUAAAUGAUCAAUUUGUAUUUAUUUAACAUUUUACUAAAUAAAACAAUAAAAUCUCUU